This is a messenger RNA of Neohortaea acidophila, 1029 nucleotides long. RefSeq lists its product as uncharacterized. The transcript has 2 exons. NCBI's taxonomy places the organism in Eukaryota, Fungi, Ascomycota, Dothideomycetes, Mycosphaerellales, Teratosphaeriaceae. The record is from RefSeq and is a predicted model, not a curated record. Bases 1 to 1029 code for a protein of 342 amino acids.
AUGGCACCACAACAAGAGCCCAUCCUCUUCCUCUGGGCCUUCUCCCCAUGGGCCAGCAAAGUCGUCGCCUACCUCGCCCUUCGCGGCAUCCCUCACAGCCGCUGCGAGCAGCCCAUCACUCAGCCACGCCCUGACCUCGCCGCCCUCGGCGUCCAAUACCGCCGCAUUCCCCUGCUGUCCAUUGGCCGCGACAUCUACUGCGACACCCUCCUCAUCCUCGAGAAGCUCGAGGCCAUGUACCCCGCCAGCUCCGGCUUCAAGAGCAUCGGCGCCACCAACCCCACCGAGAAAGCGCUGGAGAAGCUGUUUGAGAAGUGGACGGACGUUGUCGUCUUCAAGCCUGCCGCUGCAGCCAUCCCUUCCUCCCUCGACCUGAUGAAGGACCCCGGCUUUCAGAAAGAUCGCGAAGAGCUCUGGGGCCGGCCGUGGCACGCAGAAGAGCAGGACAAGCUGCGCCCCGCUGGUUUGGCGAAUUUGAGGGCCAACUUCGAUUUUCUCGAGGACUUGCUUGCCGACGGAAGGCAAUGGCUCUUGGGCAACGAGGGCCCCAAACUCACAGAUAUCCACGCGUGUUGGAUCCUCGACUGGCUCUUCGCCAUCGAUGCCUAUGACAAGGAUUUCUUCAACAAGGACAACUACGCCAAGGUCUUUGCCUGGCGCGAUCGGUACGCAGACGCCAUCGCCAAAGCCAAAGAAGCCAUGGCCACUCCUUCCGAACUCGAAGGCAAGGACGCUAUUGAGAAGAUCUUGAACUCCGACUUCAACGAGACCUCGCCGAAGGUCUUGCCUGAUCCGAUUGGGUUGAAGGAGGGGGAUCUCGUGGACAUGUGGCCGGUUGAUACGGGGUACAAUAAGCGUGACUCGGGCAAGUUGGUGCUGCUGAAUGCCAACGAGGCCGCGGUCAGCACAUUCACCCAACAAGGCAAUAAGGAGAUUCGCAUUCACUACCCGCGAUGGAACUUUGAGAUUGCUCCCCAGAAGCGGCCUACUGGGGACGCGGGCAAGCUGGGGACUGAUCACGUGGGUUAG